Lutzomyia longipalpis is the source of this 2104-nucleotide messenger RNA. RefSeq names its product plasmanylethanolamine desaturase (gene Kua). The record is from RefSeq and is a predicted model, not a curated record. The coding region runs from base 343 to 1323 and encodes 326 amino acids. The transcript is spliced from 7 exons. Gene Ontology annotation, molecular function: oxidoreductase activity. Lineage: Eukaryota; Metazoa; Arthropoda; Insecta; Diptera; Psychodidae.
CGGGUGUUUGUGCGAUUCAUCUCUAUACUAAACUAAGUCGCGUUGGGUGAAAGAAUUCGGCGAAGAGAGAGUGAGAAAAAAAGCUUCAGGUUGCUUUUGAGCACAUGAACAAACUGUUGCUGGUUCGAUGCUAAAAGGGCUUGAGCAACAUCAACGAGUGCCUACAAAGUGAAUUAUUGCGCUGUGUUCUGAGGCUCUAAUUAAAUCCCGGUGUGUGUGCCUUAUCACAAAGUGACUCGUAUUUUGGCAUAAAAUCGAUUAGAUAGAGAGGACUCCGCCACCCUCUCCCUCUGCCCGUAGUAAAAAAGUGAAGAUGCUCAGCAGUCAGUCUUCGUGAGUGUCAUGGAUUUGGUCACGUUGCCACCGUGCUCGAGGCGCUUGGACGGAAUGCCACAGGAGCAAGUCCUUUCGGUGCCCCAAGCAACCUCUGACCCAUCUGUCCUCAAGAUCUCCUCAACAUUCCUCAUCAGUACCCCAAUAAAGACUGAGCAGGAUAUUCUGGAAAAGUCCAUGCCCGAGGAUGAUCCCAAUUCAAAUUCAGAGGUCAAUGGUGGUGUUGAACUGAAGAAGGGGCCAAGGUGGGGGCCACAGCAUAAGGGUGCCCAAGAAUUGGCUAAUCUCUACAGCUCAGGAAAACGCAGCCAAGAAGUCAUCUGUGUGUGGCUUUGCAUUAGCCUGAUGCUCCUCAAUCUCUACCUCAUUGUGAGGCAUUUUCAUUUCGAGCGAAUCAGCAUUGUAAUUAUGGCAGCUCUCUGUGGUAUCCUGACGGCAGACUUUGGAUCCGGUCUGGUGCAUUGGGCAGCUGAUACAUGGGGUUCUGUGGACCUACCAAUCAUUGGCAAGAAUUUCCUGAGGCCUUUCCGGGAGCAUCACAUCGAUCCCACGUCCAUCACACGACAUGAUUUUAUCGAGACAAAUGGUGACAAUUUCAUGAUAGCCAUUCCAAUUCUGGGAAAGUUGGCGUACAACUUCCUCAGUCGCACUCAGGCUGAGAUUCAGCAAGAAUUUGCAUUCAGUGCGUAUCUCUUUUUGUGUUCAAUCUUCGUCGCAAUGACCAAUCAAAUUCACAAAUGGUCACACACAUACUGGGGCCUACCAAAGUGGGUGAUCCUUAUGCAGGAUUACCACAUUAUGCUACCCAGGCGGCAUCAUCGCAUCCACCAUGUGGCACCGCAUGAAACAUAUUUCUGCAUAACAACUGGAUGGCUCAAUUGGCCACUUGAGAAAAUUAGAUUUUGGACGUGCCUCGAGAAUGUAAUUGAAUACACAACGGGAUGCCGACCACGGGAUGAUGACAUGAAGUGGGCGCAGAAGAGUCAGUGAGGUGUUAUAACCUUUAUGCUGCAAUGCCAUAUUCUUCUUUCUUUCUUUUUUCGUCUUUUAUCAACAAAACACAUGGAAAUUGAUGAGCUUUAAAGCUUUGUGAAGGCUAUUUGGGGGUAGGUGCAUGGAGGAUGCAAAAUAUCCCCAAACUUUGGUGCUAAUAACAAUUUGAUAAUUAAAGAUGGUCUACGGGUUUUGAUUAAAUACAAAAUAAAACAUAUUUUGGGAAGAGAAAUAAAAAGUAAACAUUUAAAAAUAUGAGCUUUUGCAUAAAAUAGGAAAUUGUUGUCAUUUGGAUGAAUUAAUUGGGUGAAAAUUUGGCACUCAAAAAUUGCUUUUUGCAUUAGGAAAAUUAUUUUAUUAUUAUUUUAUUAUUAUUUUUUUUUUAAUUAUUUUUAAACGUCUAGAAAAGACAAAAUUAACAAAAAUGUAGUGCACAUUAGACUAAAUUAAAAUCAACAAAAGACAUUUAAGUCCGUUUAAAAAAAUUAUUUGAGUGCCAAUUUACAUUUAAAUUAAUUUCGAAUGAAAACAACAAACCAAAUGUUGUGGAAAUGGAAGAUAAAUAAGAGAUAUUAGAUUUGGAAGUCAUUGAUAAAAUUUUCUACAAUAUUUAAUCAUAAUUUGUUGUGUAAUUUAUAUUCUGCUGUGGCAAUACAAUUUUUUUGGGACCACUUUUAAUUAUAAAUAAAAUAUAAUUAGCAUUAUUAUAAAUAAAUUAGUUAUACAUAAUAUUAAAAUUUGCACUGAAUAUAGAAAUUUUAAUCAUUGUUCUCGCUAA